Messenger RNA from Peromyscus californicus insignis, 1662 nucleotides. RefSeq names its product dipeptidase 2-like. Lineage: Eukaryota; Metazoa; Chordata; Mammalia; Rodentia; Cricetidae. The transcript has 11 exons. Bases 177 to 1589 code for a protein of 470 amino acids. The record is from RefSeq and is a predicted model, not a curated record. Gene Ontology annotation, biological process: proteolysis. Gene Ontology annotation, molecular function: metallodipeptidase activity.
CUUGAAGUUUCUAGCGGCGCUCAGGCCGCAGAGCCACAGAUAAGGUGUAUGAAGCCACUAGACACAAGUGCCGGGCCUGGGGACUCAAACUUCUGUCCUGGCGUCCACGCUGAGGCUUUUGCGACCUUCAUCGGUGCGACCUUCAAGCGGUGCUCGCUGGCCCCGCCCUGAGCAAGAUGCUUUCGGUGUUCCUGUUGGUGCUGCUGCUGUGCGGGCCUUCACAGUCUCUAACACCUACCCAAACCAAACCUGGCAUCUUUGGUGCUUCCAAUGCACCAAGCACCCCCAAAGCCCUCACCAAGCCCGACGGCACUUUCAGCACCCCAACCACUGCCGGCAACCCCAGUUUCCCAGACCUGCGAGAUCGCGCGAGAGCCCUGAUGAAAGACUUCCCGCUUGUAGACGGCCACAACGACCUGCCUCUUGUCCUGAGGCAAUUUUACCGGAAUGGGCUGCAGGAUGCUAACCUGAGAAACUUCACCCAUGGCCAGACCAGCCUGAAUAGGCUUAGAGAUGGCUUUGUGGGAGCUCAGUUCUGGUCCGCUUACAUACCAUGCCAGACCCAGGACCGGGAUGCCUUACGUCUCACACUGGAGCAGAUCGACCUCAUUCACAGAAUGUGUGCCUCUUAUUCUGAGCUGGAACUUGUGACCUCAGUUAAAGCUCUGAACAGCACCCAGAAAUUGGCCUGCCUGAUUGGUGUGGAGGGUGGCCACUCACUAGAUAACAGCCUGUCUGUGCUUCGAAGUUUCUACCAGUUGGGGGUGCGCUACCUGACGCUCACACACACCUGCAAUACACCCUGGGCAGAGAGCUCAUCUAAGGACGUCCACUCAUUCUACAGCAGCGUCAAAGGACUGACCAGCUUUGGUGAAAAGGUGGUGGCAGAAAUGAAUCGCUUGGGCAUGAUGGUUGAUUUGUCCCAUGUCUCCGAUGCUACUGCACGGCGGGCCUUGGAAGUGUCCCAGGCACCUGUGAUCUUCUCCCACUCGGCUGCCAGGGGUGUGUGCAGAAAUGCUCGGAAUCUUCCUGAUGACAUCCUGCGGCUUCUGAGGAAGAAUGGUGGCAUCGUGAUGGUGACAUUCUCUGUAGGAGUGUUGCAGUGCAACCCGUUAGCCAAUGUAUCCACUGUGGGAGAUCACUUUGACCACAUCAAGGCAGUCAUUGGAUCCGAGUUCAUCGGGAUUGGUGGAGAUUAUGAUGGCACUGCACAGUUCCCUCAGGGGCUGGAGGACGUGUCUACAUACCCAGUGCUCAUCGAGGAGUUGCUGAGGCGGGGCUGGAGUGAACAGGAGCUGCAAGGUGUCCUUCGAGGAAACCUGCUUCGGGUCUUCGGACAGGUGGAACAGGUACGGGAGAAAAACAGACGGCAACGUCCUUUGGAGGACAUGAUUCCAGAGGAGCAGCUGGACAGUGCCUGUCACUCCGUCUUGCCACAACUUCAUCAGAAACAGUAUCAAGGAGAGAACCAAUCAGAGACCUCAACACAUCAUACGCUCAAGUUAUCAUCCAAGUGUUCACACUCAAAAUCUUCUCCUUGCAUAGUGUCAUGCCUCACCAUUGUAACCUUUUUAGGCUUUAUUGUAUGACUUUGGUGAUCCAUGCAGUCCUCCCAGAUGUCAUUCUGGUACCCUGGAACCUCCUCUGCUUGUGCAGGGCAUU